AUGCUUGCGAUAAGACCACCCUUGGGUAGAGUGAUAUGCCCAGCGUGUAGGUUGUUCUCCUCCCUGUCAAGGACCUCUUGCCCGUCAGAGCACCCGGCAAUUCAAAACAGAUCAAGAUCAAUCAUCUUCGAUUCACCUAUAUACAAUCCACCUUCGUCAGAUACUUCUAUCAAGCCCCUGAAAUACCUUCGACGGGAGUACGAGCAUGGUACAGAUAUCAAAGGGAAACGAAAGCAGAAAGAGACGGUAGAAGCAGAUGAUCCAUAUCAUGUUAUGCUCAACUCACCUCUAAGGCAAUGUAUAGUAACCCGCCAGAAAUUCCCAUCAGCGUUUAUGGUGAAUCUGCGUCCGACCUAUUUCCCUCCUUCCUCAAAAGAAUUAACAGGAUCGCUCAAACUCCUACCUGAUCGGAUAAUCACAAGGGGCAGGAGCAAGAAAGGUAAAGGAGUAUGGGCGAGUUGUCAUAGAACAGUGAUACAGCAUUUGUUGAAUGAUAAAGGUCCACAUAUAGGAUCCUUGCGAGCUUUCCCUUCCAUCACCAUUCCGAAUAAUAUCAAAACCAUCAUUCAUUCACAAUUAUUACAAAGGGUUCAAAACGAAUUAGAAUGGUUAUCCAACAAAUUAUCAAGUCUAUCACCUCGAGCUGAAAUAUCAGAUUCCUCUCCCUCUUCCUCUUCCUCAGAUCCAAUUCACAAGGAAAUAAGACAUAAACCAAUUUUAAGGAGGUUGACGAGCGUUGAAGUUUCUCAUAUAAACAACCAGGAUGGUCAUGAUCGUUCCCCAGCACAGAUAGGAGAUGAAGGCGAGAUCAUAGCAUUACUAGAUAUCUCAGGUCUAAACUCAAGCUCAAUCGCGACCACUGGACUCAUCUCAAGCUCAGCUCCGGACGUGGAAGAUGCCAUUGAUAUCCCCCUUGUAUCGAUUCAAGGUAAAUCCAUACCCUUAUACAACCUCUCUACCUUAUUUCCUCAAUCAUCCCAUCUGCAUCUCAAUACGAACAUCAAAAAGAUAUUAUCGAUCGAACGCAAACUUAAACGAUGUACUAAGAUGUCCAGUCCGAGGAUCCAAGGGGAAGAACUGAGCAUCAAGUUGAAUCAUUCAGAUAUAAUAGCUUUAUGCAUCUAUCCUUCUGGAUCAGUCGAUCAUAUACAGAAACAAAGAGGUGUAGUCGGUAUACCGUUGUUUGUAUCUGUAUGGAGGCUGGGGUGUUUUCUAGGUCAAGGGUGGGUGGGUUGA
This is a messenger RNA of Kwoniella mangroviensis CBS 8507, 1236 nucleotides long. RefSeq lists its product as uncharacterized. The transcript has 4 exons. The coding region runs from base 1 to 1236 and encodes 411 amino acids. The record is from RefSeq and is a predicted model, not a curated record. NCBI's taxonomy places the organism in Eukaryota, Fungi, Basidiomycota, Tremellomycetes, Tremellales, Cryptococcaceae.